AGCCAGGAAUGUUCUAGAGACGAGUUUAGCCAGAUGGAGCUGCAGCUUGGCUGUAUGGACAUUAGACCUUCUAAUGAAUAUUUCAGGAUAUACAGCUAACAUCAAGCCAUAAGUACCCUCUGACAGGAUCAUAACUGGGAGAAACAAGAACCAAAGGUCUUAUCCACACAUCAUUGCAAGCGAGCCCUCUGCCAAUCUCACCAGUCAUGGGUGGGCUAACAGGAUGGCUGCUAUUACUGUGCCUGGUCUGCUCAAGCAAAGCCAAUUUCAGUCCUAUAAUUGGCCAAAAGGUUUUUGAAAUCUGUGAGGAUGUUCCUGUCGAUUCAGUUGCUUUUACUAUAUUAGCAUCUGAUCAAGAUGGAGAUACUCUGACUUACGGACUCACUGGGUCCAAUGCUGGAUUCUUCCAAGUUAAUCCAGCAAAUGGGGAGGUGACUGUGAAAUCUCCCCUUGAUAGAGAGGCCAGCGUCACAAUGGCACUUGGUGUUACAGUUUCAGAUGGUUCCAAUACUACACCAGGAACAUUAACUUUAAUAUUAGAGGAUGCCAAUGACAACAGCCCUGUAUUUGAAAACCCUAAUUUUGACAUCUUAGUGGCAGAAAAUACGACUGUAGGAACGUCAGUGUUUAAAUUUACAGCAAGUGAUCGUGAUGAAGCAGAUGCCGGCGUUGUUAGAUACUCUCUCGUUGAGAUAAUACCGCCACAAGGAUCUGAGGUGUUUGAAAUCAAUGAAGUCUCUGGUGAACUGAAGUUAAAGGGCCAGCUUAAUUACAACACUCUGAGCACUUUUUAUCGGCUCCAUGUUGAAGCGAAGGAUCUUGGAGGUGCUUGUACUGGGGAGAAGGUUUUCCAGUCAUCCAGAGCUUUCUCCUUCGUGACGGUUGUGGACGCCCCGGACCUCGACCCCAUUUUCGUCGGUGGUCCAUAUGUAGGAAGCGUUGAAGAGAGUUCUGCUGCAGACACGUCUGUGUUGCGAGUGACCGCCCUUGAUGAGGACAAGGGAAUCAAUGACAACAUCCUCUACUCCAUUGAAGCUGCCUCAGUUGAAGGCUUGUUCAAAAUCUCAGAGAAUGACGGCAUCAUAUCUGUGUUGUCGGGAAUUGACAGAGAAGUUACUGGUGACAAAGUAACUCUGACUGUGAAGGGCACCGAGUCUAAACCGAACGUCAACGGACAACCUGCCACUGCAACAGCAACCGUUGAGAUCAACAUCAACGACAUCAAUGACGAGGAGCCUAAAUUUUACAAAUGUGAAGGCUCCUCCUGUGUGCUAGAAACUCAAUUCACGGGAGAGGUCUUUGAACACUCAUUGGGGGCAAUUUCCAUUGGCAUGACAGUCAAGGAUCUAGACAAGUUUGUGCAAACCGAGAUAACAUUGGAAGGAGAGGACAAAGACGUGUUUUCUGUGGAACCCUCCAUUGCUGGACCAGAGAGCACUGUUCAGCUUCUUGUCAGGCAGCCCGAGAAUCUGGAUUUUGAAGAAAAGCAGCAAAUGAUUCUUCAGGUGAUUGCUACAGAUAAGGGCAAACCCACCUUCCAGGCCACUGCCACAGUUACAAUAACCAUAAAGGACACCAACGACAACAGCCCCACGUUCCCACAGAACACGUACAAGAUAAAUGUGACUGAACACUCUCCUGCUGAGACAGAGGUGGCCACAGUGACGGCAGAUGAUCCUGACACAAUGGAUGCAGGCAAAAUCACCUACAGUCUUCUUCCAGAGAGCAUACUGCAGUACUUUGACGUUGAAAGUAACACGGGAAGAGUCUACGUGAAAAAUCAGGCUCUCCUGGAUCGCGAGCUCAGAUCUCUCUAUUCAGCCACCUUGCAGGCCAGAGACACAGAUGGCAAGCCCGGCACUACGGUGCUGGAGAUCACUUUGACGGACAUUAAUGACCAGACACCAAUCAUCAACAGACAAGAGUACCGAGAGUUUGUCAGUGAGGGUGGGAAGCUUGAAUUUCCGAUUGAGGCUACAGAUGGAGAUGAAGCUGGCACAGAAAACAGCAAGAUUCAAUUCAGCAUUAAACCGAGUACACACAGCGGCAGCUUCAGCAUUGACCCGAACACCGGUGUGCUAACAAAUAGCGGUGAACUGGAUCGGGAGGCACUGAAUCCAGAAUCGAAUGGGAGGAUAAUCCUCACUGUAAUAGCCACUGAUAUGGGAACACCCGCGCUGUCAACCUCUGUCUCGGUUAUUAUCACUGUGGAGGACAUCAAUGACAACGCCCCAACUUUCAAAGCACCAUCCUACAGUUUUUCUGUUAAAGAAGGAGAAAAGGGCGCAUCUGCGGGUUUCGUUCACGCCGAGGAUCUGGAUCAAACCCCCGAAUUCAACCGCAUUUCUUUCAGCAUCAUCGAUGGGAGCUUUGGCAGCUUCAUUGUUCGAACCUCGGCAGAGGAGAAGGGUUACAGCGGCAACAUCAUGGUAGACCCGGACAUCGAGCUCGAUUAUGAGUCAGCACCCAAGAAGUUCACGUUGCGGGUGGAAGCUACAGAUCUGGAGCUGGAGAAAGCUCAAACAGUGGUGGAGGUGAAUGUGCUGGACGUGAACGACGAAAGACCAGAGUUCACGUCAGUCCAAGUCGUUUCUGUGGCCGAGGACGCCGUCACAGACGCGCUUGUCGGGACGUUCGUAGGUCAGGACAAAGACACCAACCAUUCGCUGGUCUACGAGCUGGAAUCUGUCAAUUGCAAGUGCAGUGGCGAACUGGAACCCUGCAGCUGGUUCACCCUCGACCCGAAUGGGGAUGUCCGAGUUGGUCCAGCAGACCCUCUGGAUUAUGAAGAAUGUGACCAAGCUGUGAUAAAGGCUCAGGUGGUGGACUUGUUCACGGAAAAGGGAGAGAACAACAGUGUGACGCCAGGAGAAAUGGUUAUCAACAUUGGAGACGUAAAUGACAACACUCCUGAAUUUUAUUACUCCAACUCUGUAUUUGUUGUGGUGUCAGAAAGUGCCAGCAAAGGAACAUCAGUUGCAGGAGUCACAGCUUCAGAUCGGGACUCCGGACAGAACAGUGUGAUCAAAUUUGAUGUAAGAAAAGUUCAAUUUGAGGACAGGGUCACAAACGCUGUCACCGACACCAGGAUCCUGUUUGAGGCCGUCACUACACAACAACAAAAUAUCUAUGUUGGGAUUAUUCAAACUACAGAAGGUCUUGACCUGAAACUGAAAGGGAAAUAUUUGGUAACGGUGACUGCGACGGACACAGGCAACCUUUCCAACACCACCGUCCUGGAGAUUUUCACCAUUGACGAGGGCUUCCGAACUGAACUCCAGUUUAGAACUACAGUGAAUGAGGUCGAACAGUCACUCGAUGAGAUCAAAAGGAAACUCUCUGCAGCCACUGGCGCUUCAGUUGACAUCGUUUCAAUCAAAGACCAGUCUUCAAUAUCCAGGAACGCCGCACAGUCUUUCAUGUUGGCAUAUUUCAUCUUUUCAAAUGGAACCGCUCUUACUUCUUCAGAAGUAGAAAAGAGGCUUUCUGAUCAAGAACAUUUUCCUGGGCUGUAUGAAGUGGGCCUGGUCAAUAUUGGCAGCGUUCCCGUCGCUGAAACAAAAACGAAUCCCUUGGUAUACGGUCUGCUGGGCAUCGUUGGAGGUCUCAUCAUUGUACUGGUCAUACUCACGACCUCGCUUUUGUGCACUCGCAGAAACUUCAGAAGGAAGCUGAAAGCAGCGAAUGCCAUGAAAUCUACAACUAUGUUGAACUCUGACAACCAGAAAGGUGGCGCUGUCGUGCCUGGGACCAACAAGUACACCAUGGAAGGUGCCAACCCAGUGCUAAACCUGAACAUCUCCUCAGCUCUAGCCUUGGACAUGGAUUUAAAUGAGGAAACCUCAGAUGCAGAAAAAUCCAGCCUCAGCUCCCUGGAUCACAACUAUGACACAAUCAUGGAUGGAAAUGAUUCAGAUGAUGACAAGAAGGGGGCCAUGUGGGACAAAGAUGUCGAUGAGUCGUCGGAGUACAAUGAGCCUCUGGGUGCAGCGCUCGCCCAGUUGGGUCAGAAUAAGAAAAGUAGCACAGCCAAGAUCGACCUUGGGAUUAACAACCCGAUGUUUGACACGACAGAUCUGUAACACUAAGUAGAGAAACGGCGAUGGACAAAAUCACGCAAUCCAAAUCAAACACAGCUACUGCCUUCAAAAAGGUCUUUGAUAUGAAAACUGGAACGUAAACUUAAGUAAGCCUGUAAGGAAUAAUAUAAAUACACUUGUAAGCAACAGGUUUAACACAGAACUCAUGGUUAUAUUUAAACAUUUUUCUCAGUAAAAAAACAAAUAAAUGGAACAAUUAGGAUUGGAUUUCACUUUGGUUUUUGAAUCAGUUCUGCUUUCCAGACAUUUCAAACAUCAGCUCUGGUGUUGAAAAUAAGAUCCGCACAUAAAUGACAAAUACGUUCAGCUUCUAGAUUGUUUAUUUGAUAAGGUUGGUUUUUUUUUUUCAGUUUUAAAGAUGUAGGUUUCUUUUUCAGAAAACACCAGA
Molecule: messenger RNA, 4488 nt
Organism: Poecilia latipinna (sailfin molly)
Lineage: Eukaryota; Metazoa; Chordata; Actinopteri; Cyprinodontiformes; Poeciliidae
Gene: cdhr2
Product: cadherin related family member 2
Exons: 32
Coding region: 207-4082 (1291 amino acids)
Biological process (GO): homophilic cell-cell adhesion
Cellular component (GO): plasma membrane
Molecular function (GO): calcium ion binding
Source: RefSeq, a predicted model, not a curated record